Molecule: messenger RNA, 3537 nt
Organism: Anguilla rostrata (American eel)
Lineage: Eukaryota; Metazoa; Chordata; Actinopteri; Anguilliformes; Anguillidae
Exons: 3
Coding region: 916-3537 (873 amino acids)
Source: RefSeq, a predicted model, not a curated record
GUGUGCGUGUGCGUGUGUGUGGGUGUGGGAUAGAGAUUUUGUGUCAGUAAUACUCUGCAGGAAGGGGUGGAAAGACAGCAAGAGAUGGCAACAGAGAGAAAGAGAGAGAGAGAGAGAGAGAGAGAGAGAGAGAGGGAGAAACUGGGUGCGAAAGGGAGUGAGAACUCAAGAGUGUGAGAGAGAGAGAGAGAGAGAGAGAUCUGGCUCUUGACAGUUUCAGUUCAGCUGCGCUCCACAGGCUGCACUCACUGAGUCUUCAUCACGAGAGAGAGAGAGAGAGAGUGAGAGUGAGAGAGAGAGAGAGAGAGAGGGGGGGAGAGAGAGAGCGCACGGAGUGCAGGGAUUCUCGCUCGGUUUCGGCACUGUGAAGCCUCAGCUCUGGUGCCUGUCGGUCUGAAGGGAGCGCAGGUCAUCCUGUCCCUCUCAGCCCUCAUCCCCACAAUGCCAGCGUGGGGGCCGGUGCGGAUCUUUCCGGAACAGGUCCCCAGGAGUCGCCCGCUUCGCGCUCGAGUUUACCGCCUCAACAUGGGCUGAGAUGUAACCGCGGAUACCCUCCCCUUCACUCCGCUCUCCUCUUUAAAAUGCAUUCGUGUGUUUGUUGUGAAUCGGUCUGAAGCAGUGGGAAAGUGCCCUUCGGCACUUUGGGGCGUGACCUGCGAUGCCGACUACAUCUGCGGUUGGCUGUGAAGGAGGACUCCGCGAUUAAGAACUUUCUUCAAUCAGGUGGUUUUUCCCAUGUUUUAGUUCUUUGCCUCCAAUGAGCAGCAGACAAAGCUGGGCAACAGACUGGGCUCAGUGUUCUAUCACUAGCCCUUCAGGUGAAAUGGAAACCCUUUGUUCAGAUGUAGAACUGAGACCAAAGCCAUUGCUAAAUCCUUGAAAAAGGGUGGAUAGUCCUCCCUGAAGUCUGCAAGGAUGCUAUCCAGAAAUCACUUCAACGGUCAAGAUGGUGCAGGUAUCGUUCAGCACACGUCCACCAAGAACAAAUCCCUGGCUCUGACCAGGGCCCAGAGCCCCAAGGGGGCCAAAGGCAUCUGCAACAAGGUCCAGAAGUUUCUCCAGGGACCUGGGGACCAGUCCAUCCAGGAAACUAGUCUCUCCCACCGAGAAAUCAGGAUGGAUGCUGGGAGAGAUAUGUCUGGGGAAGAGUUUCAUACCCCUCAGGUCUUGAAUGGCCGGGGGUUCCCCAACAAUACUCCUGGGGUGUCAUGCGUUGGAGAGGUGGAGCUGAAUAGAGAGGGUUAUGUCAAAAUCCCUUGCACCGUGCAAAACAACGGCCCCAGGCCGACUUGCGCUGAACCCGGUGUCAAUGGUUCUGCCUCUGCAGGCCACACAGAUAACGGGGGCGGGGCUAGGACCGUGGUUCGAGGUCCCAUCUGUGAAGAAGAGGACUCAAUUGAGUCCCCCACCGAUAGUGUUGUUGGCGAGUCUAAGAUGGAAGAGGAGCCUGGGCUGGAUGAAGGUGUGGAGGAUGAGGAGGGUUCCAGCGCUCUCAUCGAGCACAUCCUCAAGGAGUUGCGGGGGAUCAACAAGAUCCAGGAGGAGAUCUCUGACCUGCGGGAGUACCUGACCUCUGUGCGGGGCUCCGUGGAGGAGGUGUCCUGCUGCGUGGAUGCUGUGUUAACAGAAAUUGAGGGGAUCCGUUCUGGGUCUGGGACGGAGCUUGGAGCCAAGGCUGCAGCAGGACCCUUCUUCCCUAGCCAGGGGAACCCUCAUGCACCCCCCAGGCAGAUCAUCAGCAGCUUGCUGUCAGAGUACCAGGCUUGCUUUGAGUGCGGGCAGGCAGCGACCAGCAGCAAGAGUGGCCAGUUCAGGAGAGCUGUGCCCACCUGCCAGUCAUCAUCUAUAGUUCAUCCGCAUGCCCCUGACACUUGCAAACCUGGUGAUCGGGAAACCUCGGAUCAGAGCUCGGACCGGGUGCAUAGCUUGGGAGGCAGAAAGCUCAGCUUGACCUACCUGGAAAGACAGGAUGAGCAGGACUGCCCCAGCAACAGCUCCCUGUCCUCUGGCCACAGCUCCAAGUCUAAUGAGUCCGACCUGCCGGAAAGACAGGGUGGUGGUGCCUGCGUUGGAGAGAGGGACAGCUGGGGGGAUGGGACUGGUAUCCAAUGCAGCAUGAGUGGGGAGGCGAGCUGGAGUGAUGGCGGAUACUCUCGGCAGAAUAGUGUGGAAGACAGCCAGCGCUUCAGCGAGACAUGGGAGCAGUACCAGGCUGCAGAGACCAGCAGCGUCGCUAGCCAUUCCUUGGCAGGGAGCUCCGAGCACCUCUCCCUCACUCUCGGCCGCCACUACAACUCCCCCUCCAGCUCGCUGGAUUGGCGAGCCCACAGGCACCAGCUACAUGAGUCAGAUGUUGCCGUGGCAGGCACCGGACAGGCGUCAAACUCUGGCCUUGGGUGCGACUGGUCGGCUGAAUGUGCUUACUCCCGAAGCGGCAGCUACUACACAGCGGUAGAAGCCUACGGCGAAGAAGGUGUGAGCCUGAGCCGCAACUCCACAGCCAUUUUCACAGACUGCGAGGAGGACACCUGCCAGAACGCCUACUCCUCCUAUGAGCCUUGCCCAGCAGGUGAUUCUCUGGAUGCCGCAUCUGUGAGGAGCUUGGAGGGGGAGUGGGCGGGAUCAGGGGCCGGUAUAGGGUGGGGGGAUGUCCCGCGAGGGCUGGGUGCGGGGAGAGGUGGAUUUCAUCCUCCCACCACGGAGUCCGAUGGUGCAGAGCAGCCCCCCAUUGUAGGCUUCACUGUGAAGCGGUUUGGGAGGGCGGUGCUAGACUUCAAGUCUGCCCUCACGGGGGCGCUAAAGAAGCUGGAGGGUGGAGGUACUCAGUACACUGGGGAUGAGGGUGGAGAGGCUGAAUUAAUCUACAGGAGUCCCAGCAAAGCAUUGGUUGACCCGGUCCAUGCAGAAAGCCCACAGAAGGGAGAAAAGGAGGUGGUAGAGGUGGAGCAGGAGGGGGAGAGCCACAGCUUCAGUGUCUCCGAUCACCGGCCUGACGAUCCCCCAGAGGAGGUGGCCGCCACCCUCACCCAUGCCCCUAACACCACCACCACCACCACCACAAUCACCACCAGCACCGAUGGUUCUCUGAAGUCAGACACCCUUCCUGAGGUGACGAUUGCAGAAACCCCAACUGGCACCGAUGGGGAUGAGCCUGCGCCCUCCUGCGGGACACCGUCCGAACCCCGCGGCUCCCCCGCCACCCCUCUCUCUCACUGCACCACCGCAGAGUCCCUCUCAACAGAGGACCCUCUCGCUGCCGCCGCCAUUACCACCAACGUCGCUGCCGCGGGAGAGCCCCAGUCUGACCUGGAACGCGCCCCUGAGCCGGGCCUCGGGACGCCAGGGGAGCUGAGCCAGCGGGAGGCAUACCGGCAAAAAUGCCUCAGCAGCUUCCAGCAGAUCCUGAAGGAGAAGCGCCAGACCCGCCGAAACCUGUCCCGGAUGGCCAUGUCCACUUUCUCUGAGGAGGACUUCAACCCAGAGGGGAGCAGAGAUGAUGAUCAGGUUCCUCUCUUUAAGUUCAUACUGCAUUUUUGA